Ylistrum balloti is the source of this 5743-nucleotide messenger RNA. Its product is annotated as WD repeat-containing protein 90-like. Bases 1 to 5646 code for a protein of 1881 amino acids. Gene Ontology annotation, cellular component: centriole. The record is from RefSeq and is a predicted model, not a curated record. The transcript has 42 exons. Gene Ontology annotation, molecular function: protein binding. Lineage: Eukaryota; Metazoa; Mollusca; Bivalvia; Pectinida; Pectinidae.
AUGUCACACUUGUGGCAACAUCCGUAUGUGAAUGUUUUUAAACAUUUCAACCUUACAUCAUGGAAGAAGUCAACAAAAGAAGGAGAAGUAGCCGGAGUAAUGGACAAAUCUUUAAAAUGUACUGUGUACAAAGUGACAGGCUCAAUCCCUGCAGGGAAUUAUAUCCAGCUUCCAAAGGCCCAGACCCAAUCACUAGGUUUAACUGGCCGCUACCUGUACCUCCUGUUCAAGCCAAUUCCCACCAAGUACUUCGUUGUCCACAUAGACCUAGCCACACAGGAUAACCUGAUUGUGAGAGUGUCAUUUUCUAACCUGUUUAAGGAGUUUAAGUCCACUUCCACUUGGCUGCAGUUCCCAUUUCUCUGUAAUGCUUCUAAAGGAUCUGUUCAUGCAUUUGCUGCUAUGAGUGGAAAAGAUCAUAGUGGUCCAGCACCUCACGCUACACGAUGGACAGUCUUAUGUUUAGACUUCAACUACAUCCUGUCUAUGUACCUUAACAGAAAAUUUUCCUACAUGAAGACUAUACGACUAUGUGCCAACAUGGUAGUGAAGAACAUAUUCACAAGUGACACUUUGUAUGAUCCAGGUAUAACCCUUGACCAAGCAAAGAAGGCAGGACUAAUGGACCAAGGGGUGUCACCGAUGCCAAGAGAAAUGGCCUUCCCUGUCCUAAAGGGAGACCACUGGCAUGACCACUAUGAUCUUAUCAGGUUUCCCUCUGAUGGCGGUAAGAAGCCAUUUGACUCCAUGCAGUACAGCAGCCCAACUGGUAAAAAUACAAGUAAGGCAGUAAGCCCCAAAAGAGUCUCCACACGAUCAGUUGAUGUUAGUAAAUGUGUCUCAGAUAGAGUCGCAAUGAUCCACAAACUCACAGAACCCAAACAGAAAGUAAAACGCCAUCAGGUCACCUCACAGCUACCAUCAGUAGGACUAGAUGACAUGACAGUUGCUACAGACACCCAGGGAGAGGUACAUGUGUUUGCACACCCAGAAGAUGAGAUACUUGUUCAUCAAGAGGGUCAAUCUAGUGAACAGGUUUCAAAACUCUCUGCACCAGCAAGUCUUGGACCAAGAAAAAUAGCCAGUAAGUGCCUGGAACCAGAUCCUAUUCUGAAGCUGAAGAGGAUUAUAGGUUUUGGUGGAGCUUCUUUUAGAGAUGCACUGUGGUCAGUUGAUGCAGCGUGUGUGGUUUACCCUUGUCAUGCAGUGAUAGUUGCUAUGAAGAUUAGUAAUGGUCACCAGCGUUUCUUUAUUGGCCACACUGAUAAGGUAUCCUGUAUCAGCUUGACAGGGAACUCCUCCUUGCUGGCCUCUGGGCAGACAGGUUCUCUCAGUGCUGUCCGUAUCUGGAAGUUUCAGACAGGGGAAUGUCUUGCUAUGUGUAAAACACAUGUUCAUUCCCUUCACUGCCUGAGCUUCUCUCACAAAGGAAAUGUGUUGUGUGGUGUUGGUAAAGAUGGUCACGGUAAAAAUAUGGUUGUUAUCUGGGACACAUCCAAAGUGACCAAGUCUCGAGAAGUGUCGGUGAUGGCGAAAGCACACACUGAUGUGGAAAUAGUACGCAUGAAAGUGGCGGCCUUUGAUGAUACCAGGAUGGUGUCCUGUGGACGUGAUAAUAUUCGAUUGUGGCGGGUGAGAGAUGGUCAUCUGAGGUCAGCCCCAGUUAAUCUGGGAGAACAUCACACCGUGGAGUUUACAGAUGUGUGUUUCGAAGCUGGAUACCAUGCUGACAAAGACCCUUCAGACAGACUGGUGUAUGCCUGCAGCAGAUCUGGUCACAUAUUUGAAAUAGAGCUUCAGAAGGUAUCAAUUCAGAACGUGCGACGACUACUGCCAACAGACACCAAACCAGUCAAAGAGAAGCAAACUUUCCGAUCAAGUUCAGGAAUUGGAAUAAAUUGUAUGACGGUGAACGAAACAUUUUGUGUGACGGGAUCAGAUGAUGGUUUCCUCCGUCUAUGGCCUCUGGACUUUGCUCAUGUUUAUCUUGAGGCUGAACAUGAAGGACCAGUCACAGCCAUAGACCUGACAUCAGACGGACUGAAGAUAUUGGCAGGGACCUCAAUGGGUACCUUGGGGACCCUGGACAUCUCCACUCGGGCAUACACUACAGUGAUGAGGUCACACACAGCUCGUAUUGCUGAUGUGGCAGUGGAUCCAUACAGAAAACACAUGGCGACAGUGUCUGAAGAUCAAUCAAUUCGUGUGUGGGAUUCAGAAACUCUACAGCAGUUGUACGACUUCAGCGCACCCGAGGAGUGCCCCUGUAUCAUUCACUACCACGCAACACGACAGAUAUUUGCCUGUGGAUUUGAGAGUGGUGUUGUCAGAGUUUUUAAUGUGCAGACCACAACUAUGAUGGCUGAACACAGACAACACAGAGGGAAGAUCACAGGUCUUGCCUUUUCGCCAAAUGGAGACUUCCUCUACAGUGCCUGUUCCCUAGGAUCAUUGGCACAUUAUGAUGCUACAUCUGAGAAGUAUGAACUCCUUCGUCUCCUGGGUAACACAGUGGCACGAGGAACCAGACAUUCCCCAGAUAUUUUGUCAGUCAGUGCUGAUGGACGAAGGAUGGCAUUUAUUGGCCCAUCAGAGUACACAGUUUGUGUAGUGGAUGCCAAAUCAUUAGAUGAGGUAGUAAGGAUAGAUGUAACCAAUCUGAAUUCAUCAGAUCCAGGGCGAUCCUCUCUAGAUGCUGCAGUCAGGCUCCACUUUGCCCCACUACAUUUGGAACACCUUAUAGUCAUCACCUCCAACCAUAAACUGCUCAAGUUUGAUGCCAGAACUGGUCGUUUGCUGUCUGAGGUGGCAAAUAUCCAUAGGACAGGCUGUUCUACUUUGGCAGUUACGAGUAAUGGACGUCACCUAGCAACAGGAGGGGACAAAGUUAUUAAGGUCUGGGACUACAACAUGAAGCUAGACAUCAACUUUCAGGUCUUCAUAGGCCACUCCGAGAAUGUGAGCAAGAUCCUCUUCACCCCAGACGGCCAGGGUUUACUGAGUGUUGGAGAAGCCAUUUAUGUGUGGGACUUCUUAGCCACCAAACCCCCAUCGCCAGUAGAGGGUCGUGAGUACAAAGAGAAAGACUACAUGCAACUACAACGAGACAGGACGAAUAACAGCAUAGAUGAUAUUCUGGAACGAAGUAUAGAGGAUAGAUCAUAUCUUGAGCUGCCAAGGCGAUCCCCACCUCGACCAAUCAGCUACAACUCCUCUAGUCGUAUUGAGGACCUAAGCUCCAUCCAUAAAGUUUCUAAUGAAGAAGAUGACUUGGUGACCGGUACAUCUGACAGGGAAGCAAUUUUGAUUGGUCCGGAAUUGAGGACUAGAUUCGCUGAGCACCAUAUAGACAGUCAGGAUUCUGAUGAGGAAGAUGCAGUUGAACCUCUUGCUCCCAGUCCCCAGCGUCAAAAGCAUAAACGGUUCAGUGCAGGAAAGCAGAAUCAAGGCAAGAAGGCUCCUGUGGUUAGCCCUGGAGAAAAGAGAGAGGGUGAGGUAGUGAAACCUUCCUCACACAAACACUUCAUACAGCGGGAACAGACAUAUGGCAUGGCACAGAGAAGAUACACUGCCCCUCCAAACCAGGCUGGUCUGAAACUCAAGUCUGUGAUUGGCUACAAUGGAAACGGCAGAGGAAAUAUGGUGUGGCAUCCUGACACAGGUCUGUUUGCCUACACUUGUGGCUGUUUGAUUGUUGUGGAGGACCUAAACACAGGACAACAGAGACAUCUUACAGGACAUGUGGAGGAGAUCUCAACAAUGGCCUUACAGAAUGAUUGCCAGAUGUUGGCCUCGGCUAGUGGCUCCUUUGGUCUGUCGGCCAGUCAGAUUUGUCUUUGGAACCUUAAGGAUAUGGUAUGUCACAAAGUCCUACAGCACCAUGAACAUGACAUCGUUUCACUGGCCUUCUCUCGUGACGACCGCUUCCUUAUAUCUGUUGGUGAUUAUAGAGAUUGCUGUGUGGUUGUAUGGAGUACCUAUGACUAUGAGAUACUGACAAGUUCCAGAGUGACCAGUCCUAUCCAUGAACUCAAAUGGGACCCUUACACUGUCAAUGAGUUUGCCUCAGUGGGGGAGAACGGCACCGUGCUGUUUUGGCUCCUUGAUGAAACGUCCAAUGAAGUGUGUCUCAAUGUCCAUGAGGCAGAGGUUCCAGAUGAACUCUUACAAACUCACCAUAUGGGGAGCAGAUCAGUAGACUUUACAUCAAUGGAAUAUGCAGGAGACAGCACACUUUAUGCAUCAACUAACAACGGCAAGGUGUCUGCCUGGGAUACCCGUCAUAACACAUGCUUCAUGCACUGGGAGGCAGACAACUGUGAGAUUGGUGCCUUAGUUUGUCGUGGUGGCCGUCUCCUGACAGGAAGUACUGGACGCAAUCUUCGAAUGUGGUCCAUCGUAGGUGUUGGAGAGAUGCGACUGCCAGGAGAGCACAAUAACAUGCGAGGAGGGGGUCUGACAAUGGAAGAUGAAAUGAAUGUGGAUGGAGAAGUUGUGUCUCUAGCAUUUGAUGAGGCACUAGAUAUGGGAAUUGUGGGUACAAGUUCCGGUACACUGUGGUACAUCAACUGGCCUGAGAGAACAAGUAUCCGCCUGGUAUCUAGUCACAUGUCUAGGGUGAACGGCCUAUCUUCCUGCAGUAGUUCCCAUGUGGCAUCUUGUGCUAAUGACGGAAGUUUGCGUGUUUGGUCAAUCGAGGACCGAGAACAGCUCUUACAGUUCCAAGUCCGGGAUCAGUCUUGCACCUGUGUAGCAUUUGCCCCUUCGGGUCCAGACAUUGUCACCAUGACAACAGUAAGUAAUGUGGAGGAGGCCCCUGUGGUGGCCCACCAGCAUCGAGAGAAUAAUCAACUACCUCAUCUUGUGUCUGGGUACAGUGAUGGCACUGUACGCCUGUUUGACCCUAAUAAGGUGGAAAUGGUACUCAAGAUGCACCCUCAUGCAGUCGCUGUUACUGCUAUCAGUUUCUCCUCUGAUGGACGAAUGAUAAUAUCUGGAGGAAGUGAUGGCCUGAUUGCAGUCAGCAGUCCCACCACUGGAAUGACUGUCCGUGUUAUCAAUGACCACAAGGGUGCCCCCAUCACCAGUAUUGAUGUCACAGACAAACAGGACCAAGAUGUAGGUAUCACUGCCCCACUACUGUGGCUCGCCACUAGUGCUGACCGUCGUGUCAGUGUUUGGUCUGCUGACUGGUCAAAGGACUUCUGUGAACUGGUAGAUUGGCUGACAUUCCCAGCUCCAGCAUACACACCAGAUGGCGCUGUCAUCGCUAAACAAGAUCAGGGCUUAUAUGGUAACCUGCCCCCAAGUAUUGCAAAAUUUUCUCCAGAGGAGCAAGAUAUUAUAAUCUACACAGGAUAUGGCAGUCAGAAACAUGUGCAGUUCUACAGCUUAUCACAACGCAAGGUGGUGCGGACAUCAGCACUAACACAUUGGUCAACAUGUAUGGAUAUGAGCCCCACCUCCUCUUUGAUUGCUUUGGGUGCUAAUGAACGUCUGAUGAAGCUGAUGGAUUAUUAUGAAGGAAGCUUCCAAGAUUUUACUGGCCACAAUGACUCUGUGACUGUUGUCAAAUUCUCUGCUGAUAGUAAAUAUCUAUUCUCUGUGGCCCAUGCAGAAAUACUCAUAUGGGAAGUGAAUGUAUAACUAUGGUCAAUAAGUUUUGUCAUUAAAAGGCAUAGAAAUUUGUUUUAUACUAACUGUGGAACAUGUAAUGCGAGGCUCCUGUGAUCACCUAAUCAUU